Messenger RNA from Colletes gigas, 1178 nucleotides. RefSeq names its product elongator complex protein 6-like (gene Elp6). Gene Ontology annotation, cellular component: elongator holoenzyme complex. The record is from RefSeq and is a predicted model, not a curated record. The transcript has 3 exons. The coding region runs from base 57 to 800 and encodes 247 amino acids. Gene Ontology annotation, biological process: tRNA wobble uridine modification. NCBI's taxonomy places the organism in Eukaryota, Metazoa, Arthropoda, Insecta, Hymenoptera, Colletidae.
GCUUCGUCUGGUAUCUCUGGUUCCCGGCUUCCCGGUGCACCGAGGGCUCGAACACGAUGGAUUUGGUGUCAAACAUGCUGGGUAUUGAUAAAGUAAACAUGGGUGGAAAAUUAAUUUUAAUCGAAGAGCGACACGAAACAGAUGCAAACUUUUUGCUGAGUUCAAUUAUUUUGGAUGCUUUGAAGAAGAAUUACAAUAUCUGUUUGGUGCUCUUUCACAAUACAUUCAAUCACUUCCAUAACGUGAGCAUAAAAUUUGGUUGCAACCUUGCGAUGUUGAGAAAAGAAGGUAAGGUUAAAGUUGUGGAGCCAAUGAAAAUUGUUGCUGCUGCUUUGCAAAACAUGGACAAAGGAACUGCCGACAAUAUAGUCCAUCAUUUGUUGACUGCAAUCAAAAAUGAAUAUGAUGCACCUGCGGUUAUUGUAAUUGAUGACUUAAGCCAUCUCUAUAAUCUGGGAUUCCAUUUGAGAGAUGUUGUGUAUUGCAUGAGAUAUUUGAGAUCGUUAAUAGAAUGCAAUAAAGAGUCUCAGCUUUGCAUCGUUGUUCACACAUAUGAACAGGAAUCGCAAAGUUGUGUACCAGAUACUUUUGUGGAUGGUCUGAAGCAUAUGUCGCACUUAUUCCUAGCUGUUGAGCCUUUUGAAACAGGAUAUUCUAGUGACAUGUCUGGGAAAAUAACAGUGAACUGGAGGAUAGAUUGCAUCAGAAGGAAAUAUAACUGGUCGGAGACAGUAAAAUAUGUUUACAAGUUGUCGGAUCAUCAAGUGAAAGUAUACACAUCUGGCAAUGUACCAGGCUGAUUGGUAUGUAACUAAUAUUCCUUAAAUGUAUUUUAGAUUUCUUACCAUUGUAAAUAAUUACAUACAAAAAUUGAAAUAAGAUAUUUUGUCUACUAUCUGCCAAGUUUUUAAUCAUUCAGCUUGUUACAAGAUUAGAUGUUAAUUUAUUACAAGUUAAAGGAAUACAAGAUAAUAAUAAAUUAGAAUCACACACACACACUCUCUCUCUCUCUCUCUCUCUUUUGUAUCGCUCGUUGAUCUUUCUGAGUGCGACUGCCGAAUUUCGCGUUGUUCGUUUUUUUUGGCAAAAUAUCACUAAAUAUCUCAAAUCGGUCCAUUGUGUAACAGACUGGUUUUCAUUUCUUUGUUACUAACAUAAAUAAUAUAAUUUUGUUUUAA